Messenger RNA from Oncorhynchus kisutch (coho salmon), 2623 nucleotides. Its product is annotated as sodium- and chloride-dependent GABA transporter 2. The transcript has 13 exons. Gene Ontology annotation, cellular component: cell projection; plasma membrane. Gene Ontology annotation, molecular function: gamma-aminobutyric acid:sodium:chloride symporter activity. Gene Ontology annotation, biological process: amino acid transport; nitrogen compound transport; sodium ion transmembrane transport. The record is from RefSeq and is a predicted model, not a curated record. Bases 121 to 2082 code for a protein of 653 amino acids. NCBI's taxonomy places the organism in Eukaryota, Metazoa, Chordata, Actinopteri, Salmoniformes, Salmonidae.
GUCGUCCAAACGCAACGGUAGAAGUUGGAAUGUGUCUGUCUGAGUCAAUGAGUACAUUUCAGACUCCUGCUGCUUCAGUCACGCUGGCUGAACUUGGGAUAGAUACCAGCCUUCAGAACAAUGGAUGGACAGGCAUAUGGGAGAGAUGGAACAAAAGGAAAAGCCUGGAUAGAGGGCGAAAAAAGAAAGGAUGACGACCUGGGUCAGAAGGAAAUGUUGGUGAUGGUGAAGGAAGGAUGUGCAGUGAAGGAGGGAUCAGCGAAGGUGAAGAUGGAGGAGAGAGGUCACUGGGGCAGCAAGACGGAGUUUCUUCUGGCCGUAGCAGGGAACGUGGUGGGACUAGGUAACGUGUGGAGAUUCCCCUACCUCUGCUACAAAAAUGGUGGAGGGGCGUUCCUGGUGCCGUACCUGGUGUUUGUGAUUACCUGCGGGGUGCCCUUGUUCCUGCUGGAGACGGCCAUGGGACAGUACACUCAGGAGGGGGGCAUCACUUGCUGGAAGAGGCUGUGCCCACUGGCCGAGGGUAUCGGCUAUGCAGGGCAGUUGAUCCUCCUCUACAGCUGUAUGUGUUACAUCAUCAUUUUGGCCUGGGCUCUGUUCUACCUGGUCUUCUCCUUCAGCGCUCAGCUCCCCUGGGCAAGCUGCACCAACCCCUGGAACACUGAUGACUGUGUUGACUUCUCCUCUCAAAACCGUACUUUCAAUUGGACUGGACAGAAUAACUCAACCUCUGCAGCCACUGAAUUCUGGGAGCGUCGUGUGCUGGCCAUCUCGGGGGGCAUAGAGGAGGUGGGCAGUGUCAGGUGGGAGGUGCUGCUCUGUCUCAUCGUCAUGUGGGUCAUCUGCUACUUCUGCAUCUGGAAAGGCGUCAAGUCAACAGGCAAGGUUGUAUAUUUCACUGCUACCUUCCCCUACGCGAUGCUGCUGGUACUACUGAUCAGAGGCCUGACUCUGCCAGGGGCCCUGCAGGGGGUCCUGUUCUACCUCUACCCUGAACCAGACAGGCUCUCUGACCCCCAGGUGUGGAUGGAGGCUGGCUCCCAGAUCUUCUUCUCCUACAGUGUGGGAGUGGGCUCCUUAACCGUUCUGGGCUCCUACAAUACCUACAACAACAACUGCUACAAAGACUGCCUGUGGCUGUGCUUGCUGAACAGCGUCACCAGCGUGGUUGCUGGGUUCGCAGUCUUCUCAGUCCUGGGGUUCAUGGCUCAUGAACAGGGCGUCCCCAUUGAGGAGGUGGCGGAGUCAGGUCCUGGGCUGGCAUUCAUAGCGUACCCCCAGGCAGUAGCCAUGAUGCCCCUGCCUCAGAUGUGGGCUGCUUGUUUCUUCAUCAUGAUCAUUCUACUGGGUCUGGAUACACAGUUUGUUGCCAUGGAGGUGGUGAUGACGUCAGCAUCAGACCUGUUUCCCACGGUGCUGCGGAGGACUGGGCGCAGGGAGCUCUUCCUCCUCUUCUUCUGUCUCACCUGCUUCUUCUUCCAACUCAUCAUGGUCACAGAGGGUGGGAUGUAUGUGUUCCAGAUCUCUGUGAUCUACUUAAAGAGAGUGUUUGUCCUAGUCACACAUCUCUCCUCCUGUCCCCAGGGUGGGAUGUAUGUGUUCCAGCUGUUUGACUACUAUGCCUGUAACGGAACCUGUUUACUCUUCCUCUCUGUGUUCGAGUCCCUGGCCAUGGGAUGGAUAUUUGGUGCAGAGCGUAUGUAUGGCGUAAUAGAGGACAUGACAGGGAUGAGGCCUAACCCCAUCUUCAAGCUCUGCUGGCUCUACCUGACCCCUCUGGUUUCUCUGGUGUCGUUCAUCUGCUCUCUGGUGGAGUACCAGCCCCUGACCUUCAACCGCUGGUAUGUGUACCCAGGAUGGGUGUAUGUUCUGGGCUGGCUGUUGGCCCUCUCCUCCAUCGUCCUGGUCCCCGGGUGGGCCCUGCUGCAGAUCUGCACCGGGACAGGCAGCCUUAGAGAGCGUUUCCUCCACUUGUGUCGGCCAGACAAUGACCUCCCGUUGACCCGGAAGAGAAAGGCUGUCCUCUGGAGCAGAGAUGGAGGUACACUCAUGACUGCAGCAGGGGAUAGCACAGACAACUGACACACACCCAGAAAAGCUCUUCGUAUACUGAACGUUUAUUUUAACACCUAGCUGAACUCUUGUAUCUUUACCAACACGUUGAGAAAAACUCAUUGAUAAUGAACAAUGGUGCAUGUUUCAAUACAGUGUCAUCAUGUUCCAUAUUUGAAGUGUUGCCACCUUACAUUUGAAAGGACAUAGCUCAAGCAACCUAGAGACACUGUAGGUUGACAUUGCACAAAACAAUGUUCUUUCAACUGUCCCCACUCAGGGCUUAACAUGGGUUACUGGCAGCCCAUGACUUUCCUUUCUGAAGUCACUCAAUCCAGUUUCCAUGGUAGCAGUUGUAGUCAGAUAUAAAAUGUCAUCUAGAUUGUCAGUUUCUUAUUAUGAAAGACCACCUUUGGCUAAUAUACAGCAACUCAGACUAAUGGCAUUUUUGUUUUGUAAAUUAGUGCUUUACCUCAACGUUAACCUUCCCUUGCAUUUUUAUAAUCCUUACUAGACAUCAGAAACAGGAUGUUUUUCUAGAAACACCAAUUAAAGUAGAUAAAAAAAUGAA